AUGGUCAACCCAAUCGUGUUCUUUGACAUCACCAUGGAUUCCAAGCCCUUGGGCCACAUAUCCUUCAAGCUGUUUGCAGACAAAGUUCCAAAGACAGCAGAGAACUCUUAUGCUCUGAGCAUGGAGGAGAAAGGAUUUGGUUAUAACUUUUCCUGCUUUCACAGGAUCAUUCCAAGAUUUCUGUGCCAGGGUAGUGACUUCACAUGCCAUAAUGGCACUGGCGGUAAGUCCAUUUACAGGGAGAAAUUAGAUGAUGAAAAUUUCAUCUUGAAGCACAUGGGUCCAGGCACCUUGUUCAUGGCAAAUGCAGGACCUAACAUAAACAAUUUCCAGUUUUUCAUCUGCACUUCUGAGACUGAGUGGUUGGAUGGUAACCAUGUGGUCUUUUGCAAGGUGAAAGAGGGCAUGAAUAGUAUAGAAGCCAUGGAACAUCUGGGGUCCAGGAAUGGCAAGACUAGCAAGAAGAUCACCAUUGCUGACUGUGCACAGAUCUAA
Messenger RNA from Hyaena hyaena (striped hyena), 495 nucleotides. Its product is annotated as peptidyl-prolyl cis-trans isomerase A-like. The record is from RefSeq and is a predicted model, not a curated record. Gene Ontology annotation, biological process: protein peptidyl-prolyl isomerization. Lineage: Eukaryota; Metazoa; Chordata; Mammalia; Carnivora; Hyaenidae. The transcript has a single exon. Gene Ontology annotation, molecular function: peptidyl-prolyl cis-trans isomerase activity. Bases 1 to 495 code for a protein of 164 amino acids.